UACCUCUAUCGUAGAUAAAAUCAAGUAAAAAUCAAAUUGCUCGGCCUUUUGUUGUAUUGCAGGCAGUAAUCAGUGRCGUGCUUCRGGACGACUGACAGAACAAAAUACUAUAAGUUAUAUAAGUGCGGUCAAUGUAGGCAAUUCUAUCACCUAAAACUGUGUGGUAACCACAGCGCGCGAGGACGACAUCACCGUUAUAUCAUAUUAUCACUUCAUCGUAUGAAAACAAAAUAAUAAUUUCCGGUAUACUGCUACUGUUGCUACUGCGGUAACGGUAAGUCAUCAUAACAUAUCGUAUUUAUAUCGUAAUACCGCGGUAACUGCGAUGGCGGUGGAGACCCGUAGUGCGGAUGCGACGACGACGUCCGUGGUGAUCGCGCUGGCGAUGGUGUUGUUGCUGCUGGUGGUCGUGCAAGCUCCCGGCGCCAGGGCCGUCACAGACGACAUGCUGAAGAUUGCGUGCUCGGACAUGACGCCCAGGCACCCGGGUUACCGGCCGGAAAACACGCAAGGCUUGCCGUGUCCGUACCGGCUGAUAGUGGAUCCGUCCACGCCCGUGGUGCCCGGCAACCUGGUGAACAUCACGCUCACGUCCUUCGGCAUUACCAUGCCAUUCAAGGGGUUCAUGGUCCAAGCUCGGGACAGCGACGGCCGAGCGAUCGGCACGUUUCUGCCGGAAUGCAAGAAUGCGACGCAACAUCACAUGAUCAGCUGUUCCAACGGCGACGAACCAUACAAUGCAGUGGUUCAGUCAAAUAAUAAAUAUAAAAUAACAGAUACUUUUACGUGGAUAGCUCCAUUGUCACUUAAAGGAUCUAUUCGAUUUAAGUAA
Molecule: messenger RNA, 832 nt
Organism: Diuraphis noxia (Russian wheat aphid)
Lineage: Eukaryota; Metazoa; Arthropoda; Insecta; Hemiptera; Aphididae
Product: defense protein l(2)34Fc-like
Cellular component (GO): membrane
Source: RefSeq, a predicted model, not a curated record